GCUACUGCCCGAGCAACAGCAGUAGAGGCAGAAGCAGGCGAAGCCGCGGGCUGAGUGAUUACACAGAGGACAGCUAAAUACCUGCUCGCUCGGAAGCGCGAAACACGCCCCCUCUGUAUUUAGAGUUUGAAUAAAAUUACCUAUAAAAUCGCCUGUCUUCUUCUCCAUUGAACAUAAAACGGAAAGGACGGUCCGUAAAGAAGCGAGGAUGUUGGUCCCCGCGGGAAGAUAAUGAAGAGGCUGCGCGUUUUGUUGGUGUGCCUCACUGUAGCUUUCCUGUGCUGGUCUCCUGGUCAUCAUGUCCAUUGUUCAGAACAGCCCUCUACAGGCCUCACUGCACAGGAUAGUAGCCCUCACACAACACAGGAGGAGGGGGCUGACGAUAAGCAGGUUGAGGAGGAAUGGCAGACACAGUCAUCGUACAGCGUGGGGCUGGAGACAGAGAGGGCUACACUAGAGGAGCAGCUUGUGGAAAGUGCUCCAUACGAUGACAAACACGAACAGACUGUGAAUAUAGUAGAAGAGGAGGUGAUGGAAGAGGUACCCCCUGCCCAUGAACUAGGACCACACCAAUCAGAGCCCCAUUCUGAACCAGACCAGCAACAGCUUACCCAGACACAAGCCUCCACAUCAACACCAUCACCACUUUCACCCCAGACCCAGGCAGAGGUUGAACUCCCUCAGCCCUCGGCCACCCAGGACCAGGCUGCUGCUGCUACUGCUUCUCCUGCUGAUGAACCCCAUGGAGAGCUGCAGAUAGACCCCAACACAGAAGUCCCCCUCUCUGCUGAGCCCAAUGCCCCAGAACCAGCCUCACCUACCUCACAAACCUCCCCCGAACCCCAUUCCAGUGCACUAGAGGUUGCCAGUGCUGGUGCCCCACUAAAGAACUCUAGUGACAGUCAGUGUGAGGUGGGCUCUGUGGCCCUCUCCAGCCAGCCCCUUGCCUCUAACUCCAGACUCAGCAGCAUUGUGACAGUGAAACCAUUGGAGAAUGAGAGGACGGGGACCAAUCCACCGGCAACCAACUCUUCACCCCCUUCUGAAGACAAGCAGGUGGUUGACCCAGAGGGAGGGACCGAUCCCCCCGGUAAAGAGGACAUCCCUACCUUUGAUGAGUGGAAGAAGAAAGUGAUGGAGGUGGAAGAGAAGAAAAGUCAGUCUUUGCACACUUCAUCCAAUGGCAGUCCACACCCAGUCAAGAAAGUCCAGAAGAACUUUAAGAAUAACUAUGCGUCUGUGGAGUGUGGGGCCAAAAUCCUUGCAGCCAACAGCGAGGCCAAGAGCACUUCUGCUAUCCUAAUGGAGAAUAUGGAUCUGUACAUGCUGAACCCCUGCAGUAAUAAGAUCUGGUUUGUCAUUGAGCUCUGUGAGCCGAUCCAGGUGAAGCAGUUGGACAUUGCGAACUUUGAACUCUUUUCCUCCACACCAAAAGACUUCCUGGUGUCUAUCAGUGAUAGAUAUCCAACAAAUAAGUGGAUCAAGCUUGGCACCUUUCAUGCCCGAGAUGAACGCACAGUGCAGAGUUUUCCUUUGGAUGAGCAGCUGUACGCUAAAUACGUGAAGAUGUUCAUCAAGUACAUGAAGGUUGAGCUGCUCUCACAUUUUGGAUCUGAACAUUUCUGCCCUCUUAGUCUGAUCAGGGUGUUUGGCACCAGUAUGGUCGAGGAGUAUGAUGAGAUAGCUGACUCCCAGUAUCCCUCAGAGAGGGUCGAGUACCUGGACGAGGACUAUGACCUCCAUUUCUUAGAUUACCCACCGGGCUACCUUCCGUCUGAAGACAAGCCUUCAAAGAACCUCCUGGGUUCUGCCACAAAUGCCAUUCUCACCAUGGUCAACAACAUUGCUGCUAAUGUUCUAGGUGGGAAGCCAGAGCUUGAGGAUGGAGCUCCGAUGGAAGGGAAUACAUCUUCAGGGACGGAAAACGUCACAGGAGUGUCAACAGAGACCCUAGUCGCACCAACACCCACCCCCAUAGAGCAACAAGCAAUGCUGCACACUCCAGUGCUGGACCCCACUCUGGUAAAGGAGGAUUCUGAAUCAGUCCCUGAGUCUCCCACUGAGGAGAGCCGCAUUGUUAUCCUCAUUGAAGAUGAGGAGGAGGAGCCGACCCCGCCCACUGUGACCCUGCUGGAGGAGGAGGAGCGGGAGGAGGAGGAGAGGAGGCAUGAGGAGGAAGCAUGGGAGAAAGAAAGCAUCUUUUACUGCAGCCAUCUCAAGACCUUGUCCUGCCUGGCCAGCCUCCAAGAGCACCUGCACCUCUACUGCUCGGCCGCUUUGGCCCUCCAGCGUCUGCGUCGGGACCGGAACACGCGUGCCAGUGCACACGCUCAAACGCACACAUCCCCCACUGUCCCCACUCCAACCCAAACUUCUUCACCAUCUUCUGAGAAGCUUCCAGAGGCAGAGCAGCCCACUCAGUCCCCUCAGGAUGAGAAGAUUGCUCCAACUGAUACAGUCCCAGCUCCCCCUCAUGUGCCGGAACAGCUGGAGCCCAGUGUGGAACUGUCACCUGAUAGCAUCUUGCUGGAGCCCAGCCACACCUCCCCCAUCCCCCCUCAUAGCUUCUCAGACACUUCACUUUCAAGACCCACCCCCACCCAGGAUGUCCCGGAGACUCCGCCCCUUACAGGUGAGCCUCAGGAUUCCAGACCCCAGCACCUGGAACACGUCCCAGAGAGCAGCAGCAGCUCCCUCAGCCCCAGCUCCACCAUCUCCAUGCUUACUCCCACCUCUGAUCUCCUCAGCUACGUAACAAACAGAGUAGAACUCCCCACGCAAACCAAAGAGCAGCCGCUCCAGCCCCUCCCCACGCACACCCGGCCUGCUGAAAUCCCCCCUCCAACUGAACUCCCUACAGCCACCCCUGAGGCUGCAGAUCCAAACCGAUCUGCGUUGCCUGAGGAUCUCCAACAUAAAACUGAGGCCGCCGAGGCCCCUCCCCUCACUCCCCAAGAGGAGGAGGUGGAGGACAUCCUCCUCAGUGUGCCGGCCAGCCAGAGUGGUGCACAGCGGACGGCUACAGACUUUUAUGCCGAGCCCCAGAACUUGUCUGAGCUGAGCCACAGCAACGGCAAUGGCAACCCGGUGCACGGCUCCAACCAGAAAGAGUCUGUCUUCAUGAGACUCAACAACAGGAUCAAGGCCUUAGAGAUGAACAUGUCCCUCAGCAGCAGAUACCUGGAGGAGCUCAGCCAGAGGUACCGUAAGCAGAUGGAGGAGAUGCAGAGGGCCUUCAAUAAGACCAUCAUUAAACUGCAGAACACCUCCAGGAUCGCAGAAGAACAGGAUCAGAAACAAACAGAUUCCAUCCAGAUGUUACAGAGCCAGCUGGAGAACGUCACCAAGCUCAUGCUUAACCUGUCUGCUACUGUGAGCCAGUUACAGAAAGAAGUGUCAGACAGACAGAGUUACCUGGUGGUGUCUCUGGUGUUGUGUCUGGCUCUGGGCUUGCUGCUGUGUACGCAGUGCUGCCGCAGCUCCUCUAAUCACAACCGAAGCUCAGCCAUCCCUGUGAGCAACCACUACCCCAGCCCCAAGAGGUGUUUCUCAUCAUAUGAUGAUAUGAGUUUGAAGCGGAGAGUUUCAUGCCCUCUCAUGCGCUCCAAGUCUUUUCAGCUGCCUACCUCAGAAGUAGGUCCUGAUGACUUGUACAUUGUAGAACCUCUAAGGUUUUCUCCAGAGAAAAAGAAGAAACGCUGCAAAACGAAAGGUGGAGAGAAGGCAGAGACUCUGAGGGCCUCCGUUGCCGAAGAGAUGAUUGCUAACGGCGGCCCUAAGAAUGACAGCGUCAGUGUGCCACACUUCCUGCCAUCGACCUGUGAUGGCAACACGUCCACCUGCUCAUCCAGAGAUGGUGUGUCUGAGGGCAGCUCUGAAGGCUCCUCCUCCACCUCCUCCUCCUCCUCCUCUUCCUCGUCCACAGCAUCGGAUGAGUCCUGCUGCAGCGUGCAGUGCAACGGUCAGCUUUCGUCGAGUGUGCCGCCAGCCAAAAACAGGGAGGAGAAAAGGUCGUUUAAGCGCCGGCGCUCCAAGAUUGGUGAACAGCAGCAGCAAAAGCAGCAGCUGCCACCUCAGCCACAUAGGCGAUAUGGGGCGGGGCUUCUACAUACCCCCAUUCCCGUGGCAACGGGUGUCAUGCCAACGCUACAAGAGCUGAUGAAGGGGAAACAGGAACUAGGCGUGGGGGCGUUCGGAGUGACUGCAGCUGUGACUGGCCGCGUCUGAGUUUAAAGACCACCCCUCCAUCAGCACUGUAUCACACAAUUAAGUCACACACCUGUACAGAUGGACAAAGGGACACGUCACUCCUGUGCUGCAUCACCUCUUUUUUUGCGUCAACAAGGAGGAAGGCGUGGAUUUAGUCCUGUUCUAUAGUGUUCUCUCUCUCUCUCUCUCUGUCUCUCUCUCUGUCUCUCUCUCUGUCUCUCUGUCUCUAUCUAACCAUUCACAGAGCCAGACUCUGCCAGAUAUGUUCAAGCACAGAGUGGAACAAGGACUCCAUGACAACAGUAAUCACCCCCCACGUAUUUUCCCUUUCAUUCUGAGAUCCUCUCCUCUUUUAUGUGCCUUUAUUUGUCCGUUAUUGAACUCUCACAAAGAGGUGAUCAGUCCACAGAUAGAGGUGAAGGGUCCUUUUUCAUUUUCUUUCAUUUUUGGAGAGAAAUACAAUUUAUUUCCGGGGGGGGUUACAAAGAAGACUAACUUUUGAAUAGUAUGAAUGGGACUGUUUUUGUUUGUUUCUCUGUUUGUUGUACUUUCCCUCUCCUUUCUUGUCAAGUGGACCAGUACAUGACUUCAUCACUAGAUAUCAUUUGUUCUUGCUCAUGGCCAGGAUGAUGAAAGGGAGGUUCCAUGGAGGACAGCAGUGACCAUCAAGACCAACCUCCCUCUCUUUCUGACACACUACCACAGGCCUCAGGUCCCUGCCUGCUGUCUCUUUCCCCGCCAGGCCCCUCCUACUGCCACUCUCACUCUCGUAUUGUUCAGAUAUGGUCAGUGUUUGCUACAUUCUCUUGUGUUUCUAGUUGAGAAACAGGUUUAUUUUCACUAACAUGCUCUUUCUCUUCUUCCUCUGUCUGUUCUGCUUGGGCGUAUGUGUAACUCCAGCUCUUUCAUUGUUCCUGGUGUUUUUUUUGGUGGGACCAGUGUUUUACUCAGUAUCAUUGUAGCCCAGGGCUGUCCAGCACUUUACCAUGCUUCAGUCCAGUGAACUGAAUGAGCAGAACUGAAUGAAGAACAGAUCCAUUUCUAUUUCUUUUGUUUCUUUUCGCUAUUGUGUCUGACAGGACCCUGUUAAAACUCCUCUCGUGUUUUGACAUGACAAUUAUUCAUGAUGAUGAUGGUGAUGAUCAUUAUCAUCAUCAUAAGUUCAGGCAGGGCCUGAACUCAACAGCAGAGACAACACAUACAACAUAAGUCAUUCAGAUUCAUUCCCUUUUUAUGGCCUUUUGACUCCAGCUUUUUCAAACAUGUUUACUGUUUACUCUUUGUUUACUACAUGAGCCAACAUUGGAGGGAGUUGUUUAUGCCAAAUGGCCAGUCUGAAACACCUACAUACAUGUAUUUCAUAUAUAUAUAUAUAUAUAUAUAUAUAUAUAUAUAUAUAUGCACAGAAACACACACUCUGGCGCACCACCCAUGGGGAUUCUACAGUGGACACUGCGUUUGCUGUUUUAUUUAUCUAUUUAUUUAUUUAAAUGUCACUUUUGACUUGGGCUGUUCUGAGUUCAAGAUCCUUGGUCAAGCAGGGUGUUCCCUUCCAGUGUCCCUGUAGUGUGUUCACAAUAUUUAUUGAAGAAUGCACACUUUGCACACAUACGUCUCCAUAGAAUCUACCCAUGGAAUAUGCAAUGGUACAGAUGCCCUAAAAUGCUUUCUUGUUUUUGUCCUUUUUAAUUACAUUUCUGUUUUAUCGAGUACAGAGAAAGCUGGAGUCUGAGCGCCAGCCAAAACCCUCCUCAGAUUCCAUUACAUAGAUCAACAGUUUUCAUUUUAUCUUUCAAAUUACCUUUAAUUUUUUCAUUCUUUCUAAUAUUAGAAGCCAGACGUCAGACAUUGGUUAAAGAAAGUGCGUCUGCUUCUGUCUGAGGUUUAAAAAGAAAAGGAAGAUCUUUCCAUUUCUGUCGAUGGGUCUGUUCUGACGAGUUCAUGUCUGAUUGGUAGUAAUUUAAAAAGAAUACUGGAGCUCUGCUUAACUGUGUGUUUGUUCAAGUGUCUGUCACAUUUCUAAUUUGCCUGCUUUCAUUGAGUGAUACCUCCUUUCAACACACGUAUCUCUCUCCCAUUCCUAUGUACGCCCGUGUAAAUGAAGCUUUCUUCUCACCUCACCCUCACUGGCAUUGUACCUGCUGCUGUAUCUCUCCUGUUCUCUCUCUUUCACUCUCAUGUAUAUUAAUAUAUGUAUGUGUAUGUAUGUCUGCACUCACUGGACCACUUUACUUCUCACUGUAGUUUUAUUCUGUUGGACGAACUGUUUAAACGUAGCAUGAUUUUAGCCAACUGGUCAUUGUGUCGCAAUUUCAUCCGCUCAUCCUUUCUCCUCUGAAAAGAACAGUAAGCUCUCUCUAAGGAUAAAAAAUGUGAAUUCCUGAUUUGGGGGGUAUUAAAGGGAACAGAUUAGAAUGGUUCUUAGAGUUAUUCCACAUUCGGGGAGGUGGGGGGGAUUAAUGCUCUUUAUGCAUCUCUAUCAUGAUCUCUUUCUACUUUUUUUUUUCUUUUUUUGAAUGCGUAUGAUAACAUGUUUGUGUAAUUUGUGUUUUGUGUACGUACGGAUGUUGUUUUGAACAGUGUGGAAGAAAAAGAAGAAUAUUUGGAGAUUAACCUGUCCUAUAAUCCGGUGGUCAGAGACCUGUGUCUGUAUGUGAUGCAGGCCCUCUCUCAGCACUUUGGAAUACUCCUCAUGCCUUUUGUUGUUUUGAUUUCUACACUAGACUUUGUUCAAGUGCUUCUUCUCCCCCAUGCUUUUCUUCACUCUGGCGCCCUCUAGUGGCUAGAUGCUCCCGUGUUAAAUUGGCCACUAGAUGGCGCCAAACAUACACCAGAUGAUCUGAGGAAGAGCUGCACAGUAUUUUUUUUUUUUUAUUCGGAACAGGAGUAACUGUAACUACAGAGAUGUAGUGCCAAUAGAAACUGUGAAUUUCUAAAUAAAAACACUUUGUCUUUGA
Messenger RNA from Colossoma macropomum (tambaqui), 7166 nucleotides. It is a transcript of the gene suco, whose product is annotated as SUN domain containing ossification factor. The transcript is spliced from 24 exons. Bases 232 to 4227 code for a protein of 1331 amino acids. Gene Ontology annotation, biological process: protein folding in endoplasmic reticulum; regulation of bone remodeling. The record is from RefSeq and is a predicted model, not a curated record. Lineage: Eukaryota; Metazoa; Chordata; Actinopteri; Characiformes; Serrasalmidae. Gene Ontology annotation, cellular component: cytoplasm; membrane.